CCCACAUGUACAAGUAGUCCAUAACCUCACCACGUUUCUUUUAGAAUCUGAAAAGUCUAGGGUCUAUAAACCUCGAGGCCUCUCUUCUUUUUCGAGGCUAUGGUCCUACUGCUCCGAUCGGCAAGAUUUGCUUGUACAGCCACGACACGACCGAGACCAAGGCCAUCCUUUCGAUCAACACCUCGCACUUUUGUCGUUAGUGCUCAUCGCCUCUGGUCUUCGCAGAAACUCUCCCCGCCGUCACCCAUCCUGACCAAAAUGGCCAACGACCACAUCCUCACGCUGUCCUGUUCGGACAAACCGGGCAUCAUCCACGCGGUGACGGGCAUCUUUGCCCAAAACAGCCUGAACAUCUUGGACCUGCAACAAUUCAGUGACCGCGACUCGGAGAGAUUCUUCAUGAGGGUACACUUUGGCCCCGCGGAGACGACGGACCACCUCACGCGGGAAUUCGACGCCCUCUCCACGACCUUCAGCGAAAUGGACUAUGCCUUGAGGCCGGUCUCGCAGAAGCCCCAGGUCCUCAUCAUGGUUUCCAAGAUCGGCCACUGCCUCAACGACCUCCUGUUUCGACAAAAGACGGGCCAACUACCCAUCGACGUCCCCCUGAUCGUUUCCAACCACCCGGACUUUGAACCCCUGGCGAAGUCCUACGGCGUCGCUUUCCACCACCUCCCCGUGACCAAGGACACCAAGCAGCGACAGGAGUCCCAGAUCCUCGACCUCAUCCACGCCCACAACAUCGACCUCGUCGUGUUGGCCCGGUACAUGCAGGUCCUCUCCCCGAAGCUCUGCGAGGUCAUGUCCGGCAAGAUCGUCAACAUCCACCACAGCUUCCUGCCGUCCUUCAAGGGCGCCAAGCCCUACCACCAGGCCUACGACCGCGGGGUCAAGAUCAUCGGAGCCACCGCCCACUUCGUCACCGCCGACCUCGACGAGGGCCCCAUCAUCGAGCAGCGAGUCGCCCGCGUCGACCACAGCAUGACACCCAAAGAACUCGUCGACGAGGGGAGCAACGUUGAAUCCCAGGUCUUGGCCGCCGCCGUCAAAUGGGUGGCGGAACAGAGGGUCUUUCUCAAUGGGCACAAGACGGUGGUCUUUAAUUGA
Messenger RNA from Exophiala oligosperma, 1107 nucleotides. Its product is annotated as formyltetrahydrofolate deformylase. NCBI's taxonomy places the organism in Eukaryota, Fungi, Ascomycota, Eurotiomycetes, Chaetothyriales, Herpotrichiellaceae. Gene Ontology annotation, biological process: 'de novo' IMP biosynthetic process. The record is from RefSeq and is a predicted model, not a curated record. The transcript has a single exon. Gene Ontology annotation, molecular function: formyltetrahydrofolate deformylase activity. Bases 100 to 1107 code for a protein of 335 amino acids.